This is a messenger RNA of Lotus japonicus, 2118 nucleotides long. RefSeq names its product U-box domain-containing protein 54-like. NCBI's taxonomy places the organism in Eukaryota, Viridiplantae, Streptophyta, Magnoliopsida, Fabales, Fabaceae. Bases 440 to 1195 code for a protein of 251 amino acids. The transcript has 5 exons. The record is from RefSeq and is a predicted model, not a curated record.
AUUGAGUUAACCACUUUGUAGAUAUAGUUUUUUUCCACCAUAGUGAUCCUACUCUUCUCGAACUAGGAUUACAAAAAAAAAAUGCACUUGAUCACCUACUUUGGCAGGCAGCUGGGCAUUCUGUUUCAAUCAAUGAUCAUGCUGAUGGUGAUUGCGGAAGUUAUGCGGAUGAAUCCACAAAAGGACACUAUGUUUCGAUAUGAGCCUCUCUCAUUUCUUGGAAUUGGAAGAAACAUAAUAUAUGUUAGAUUCAGCAUAGAGAGGGCUCUAACUAGUAUUGCUAGUGACAACUUAAUUGGAUUUGGAUACAUGUUUUACUUCUUCAAGAUUUCCACAUUUUCCUCUCUUUGUAUUAUUUAAUUCCUUACCUAUUCAAUUCAACAACAUGUCAUUCUCGUUCAAGCGAAGUUAACGGGGGAGACAUUGCAGUACCAUUCACAUGGAGGAGUGCCAUCACGAAAUGUUGAGCUACACUAAUAGCCUGAGCUGUGAGAUAGAGAUAGUGGAAGAGGACAACCAUGACGGGGCUAGUCCUAUGGCCGCCAUUGGCGAAGAAGAUGAAGAACAAGAUUCUGUUUAUGUGGCAGUGGGUAAGGGCGACACAAGCAUGGAAGCUCUGUCAUGGACACUAAACAACUUGGCUACUCGCUCAACCGUACUUUAUCUCAUCCAUGUUUUCCCUGAGAUCAAGCACAUUCCAAAUCCAUUGGGAGUGGGAAUGAUUCCAAGGAAUCAAGUGAGUGCUGAGCAGGUGGAGAGUUACAUGGCUCAAGAAAGAGGCAAGAGGAGAGAGCUCCUUCAGAAAUUCCUCCAAUCAUGUUCUAAUUCCAAGGUUAAGGGAGACACCAUCCUCAUUGAGAGUGACAUGGUUGGGAAGGCUAUCCUUGACCUGAUUCCUAUUCUUCAUGUAAGAAAAUUAGUGAUCGGAGCCAACAAAGUCCAACUCAGAAAAUCAAGAUCAUCAAGGAAAGGGAAUGGUGUAGCUGAUCAGAUACUGCAGAAUGCACCAGAAAGUUGCAAGGUGAGAAUUAUAUGUGAAGGAAAGGAAGUGAAUGAGCAGAUGAUGUUGAUGUCACCCUCUCCACAGGUCCUCACAGUCACAGCAGCUUCUACCUCUGCUAUUUCCAUGACCCCAAAAGAACGUCAGCAAAGUGAUUUGGUUUCAUGUAUUUGUUUCAAGCCUAAGUUUAAAUGAGCGUGUGACUAAAUUGCAGCAAAUUUGGGGAUUGUUAGCACCAAAAUUUACAGGUUUGGAAAUUAAAUAUUAAGAUAUGGUGUACAUGGAUGCAUGGUAUAUUUCAGUGUAUUUUCUACUUUAAUGCCAGAUUAUUAUCCAUUGCAUAUAUUGGUCGAAUUUUAGCUUACUGAGUCGAGAUUAUUGCAACAUUUCCUUGGUCAAAAUCAUAUACCAACUUGAUUUCCAAGUCGAAAUAUGGCUUUGGUUUUGAGUUCCAAAUUAUAUGUUGAUGGCACCAUUCUAAUGCCAAAGUAAUGCCAUGUAUAUAUAUUUCUCGACCAUAGGAUUUCGACAAGGAGAAAAUGCAAAAGUAUUAAGUGGAAACUUUUGCUAGUAUUUGACCAGUUUAAUUUUAAACAUGUUAAUGGAUGUGCACGAGAUCAAUUCAAAGGCACGUGGCAGAUAGUAGUGGCAAAUCUUAGUGGCAGUUUCUCAACAAGAUGGAAUCAUGUAUGGAGCGGUUACCAUUUAGCAUGGAGCAAUGCAAGAGAGCUUCAGAGUUUCUUAUCUCAACCGUAAAGCCUCAAGCAACAGUUAGUGGAAGAUAUUAGUGAUAUUAAGUGGAAGUUACAAGUUGGCUAUUGAAGUGGAGUAGUGGAAAAUGUGGCUGCAAGCUAUUAUAUUUGUACUUAUGCCAAGUGUAUGGCUCUAGUAUAGGGAGUUAUUUUCUAAGAUGUAAUCUCUACCGUAGGAUCUAGUGGCAGUUUCAUUUCAAGUUCUAUAAGUAGCAAAUCUGAUUGUAAAAUUAAGCAGACUCACACAACUACUCAAAACUCUCCAUGGAUGCCUCCAAGUCUCAUGUGACAUAUGGCUACAAAGAGACUAAGAGUGUGCUGUGAUUCUCACCUUUAAUUUUCAAUGCAAUUUUAUUUCCUUUGCCA